Dovyalis caffra is the source of this 744-nucleotide messenger RNA. NCBI's taxonomy places the organism in Eukaryota, Viridiplantae, Streptophyta, Magnoliopsida, Malpighiales, Salicaceae. The record is from the annotation of a GenBank genome assembly.
AUGACCACCACCGGAGAAGAACAGCAAAGUCAGGCAGGAAGGCACCAAGAAGUUGGCCACAAGAGUCUUCUGCAAAGCGAUGCACUUUACCAGUAUAUUCUUGAGACUAGCGUGUACCCAAGAGAACCUGAAUGCAUGAAGGAGCUUAGGGAGUUGACUGCCAAGCAUCCGUGGAACAUCAUGACCACAUCUGCUGAUGAAGGGCAAUUCUUGAACAUGCUUUUGAAGCUUAUCAAUGCCAAGAACACCAUGGAGAUCGGUGUUUACACUGGCUAUUCUCUCUUGGCCACUGCCCUUGCUAUCCCUGAGGAUGGGAAGAUCUUGGCUAUGGACAUCAACAAAGAAAACUAUGAAUUGGGUCUCCCGGUGAUUCAGAAAGCUGGUGUUGCACACAAGAUUGAUUUCAAGGAAGGCCCUGCUCUGCCAGUUCUUGAUCAAAUGAUUGAAGAUGGCAAGUACCAUGGGACUUUCGACUUCAUCUUUGUGGAUGCUGACAAGGACAACUAUAUUAACUACCACAAGAGGUUGAUUGAGCUUGUCAAAGUUGGUGGAUUGAUUGGAUAUGACAACACCCUAUGGAAUGGAUCUGUGGUGGCUCCACCCGAUGCACCAAUGAGGAAGUAUGUGAGAUACUACAGGGACUUUGUUUUGGAGCUCAACAAGGCACUUGCUGCUGACCCCAGGGUUGAAAUUUGUAUGCUCCCUGUUGGUGAUGGUAUCACUCUCUGCCGUCGGAUCAAAUGA